Molecule: messenger RNA, 1798 nt
Organism: Polychytrium aggregatum
Lineage: Eukaryota; Fungi; Chytridiomycota; Chytridiomycetes; Polychytriales
Exons: 7
Coding region: 161-1441 (426 amino acids)
Molecular function (GO): protein binding
Source: RefSeq, a predicted model, not a curated record
GCCGGGUGGUGGUCUCUAGAUCUGUGCUCCACUUGGGCGGCUGUCUAAUUGCUUCGCUUCUCUUGGCUGCCAUGACGAUGCCAGCGAAGAUGAGCUCGAGCUCUUUGAUCAGACCCACCCCGAUCCCGGCGCCGCGCCUGACCACGUCGACUUUUCAAAGAUGCGCGAAAAGGUCACGGCAGGUGCCUAUCUGUCUCUCGAUCAUUUCGAGCAUGACUUUGAAAUAUCGAUGAGCAACAUCAUGGCCCUCUAUCCGUAUGGUGGAGAGGUCUUUGACACCGCUCAUCGGUUGUAUCGAGCGGGCAUCCGACUGGUCCGCAGUCUCCACCAAAACCUUCCCUCGGACUCGGGCACCAAGUGCGCAAACCCAUCGACCCGAUCUCCAGUAUUUGGUCCGCGAGCGAUCUUUAGCCAGCUGGAUCCUCAAGAUCGGUUGUGCCAGAACCAGAAAGUAGCUCUGAUGAAACAGGGCCCAGAUGGCUCAUACUACUUUUCUAGCGGGCCGAUCAGACCCCUAGUUGCACAAGAUAAAGCAAUAUUAGAUAGCGAGGCCCAGCUUGUUCAAGUCUCGUUCCAGCUCCCUUGCAAAACCGUCCCCCAGCUCGAAUUUGUGUCAUCCCCCGAGCAUGUGGCGCCAACCAAGAAUCAGACUCGCCGACGGCGAAAGAGCCAUGAGAUAGUGGAGUUUCUUGCGCCAGGAGCGUUUCUGUCUUUCAAGCCCGACGCCGACGCAACAGGUGCCUUUGUCUCUCAAACCGAAUCCUCGUUGGUCCUCAACGACCUUGCCUCUCCAAGCGCCUCGUUGAAUCUCGCGCUACCAGUUUUCGCGGGCGACAUUGACUCGAACGGGGGAGCCGACGCCGAACAAGCUCCAGUUCUCGGCUUGGACGAGCACCAAAUGAUACACGAUGCCCUAUCUGAAGAAGCCGCUCCGGAUUUUGACAUUUCGUCAGCCCUUGUUCGUAUUCUGGAAGAAUCAACUGAUCCAGUGGCGUCCAUGGAAAUCGACCCCGUUGAUACUGGCUUGGCUGAGACUCAGCACCAAAUUCUCAAACUCAUCGAAGUUUUGGAGCCCAAAUUCGGAAUGGCACUGCCGGUUGUGUACAGUGACGAUGAGAUUGAUCAAAUCUCAUCGCUCCAGAAGAACCUCUCUGCCUUGGCAGAGAAGCAGCCUCCUGGCAACCUCGUUGACCGCCGAUCGCUGUCGAUGGCCAUGCUAGAGUUGACAGGGAGGUACGAGAUUGCUUUCCGAGGAACCCUGCCAUCCUCCAAGCCACACGCAUUCGUAAGUCAGGCGGGCGAACAUGCUGCUAUCCACCAAGCAAGCCCUUCGACUCAGUCGGGCCUACGCAAGGAAAUGUCAAGCUUGGGCUCCAAAUCGCGGAGAGUGAGCUCGACGGUUGUACCCAAGACACCACAGCCUCGCGCUCGGCAGAGAUGACGGUGUGUCCCGGCAAGUCAUCCGUCAAUACAGCAACCAAUGUGAUCCGAAUGUCACCUAUGAUUUCUGGAAUGUAAUCUCGUCCCACAACAACGGAGUGGUCUUUUCAUGGGUUGAAUGGGUGCUGCGGGUUCCUCCAUCGCACACGAUGUAUUGCCCAUGGACUGCCGAGAGCAACGGCGGUGGGCAAUGGACAGUUAUUGAUGAGCGAUGCUCAAUCACGGCGGCCACUUUGAUUCUGAUAUUGGACUGCGCCAAUUUCAUCGCAAGAGGCGUAUCUCCCCAAGGAGCUGCUCGUACAUAUAGUCCGAUAGCUGGAACAAUCCUUCGCGAGAAACGACCCGAUGAGACCCGGUA